GUAAGUGUCAGAGAGAUUGGUGUACGAUAUAAAUCGUAAAAAAGUGUUCAAAUCCUCCACUAUUAUCAAGCAAGAAGUGUUAAUAUUGAUAAAGAAAGGCGCACAGUGCGUGUCGGUGCAUAUAUUUAACAGUGAUUUUUUCUCGAUCGCCGCACCCAAAUAACCACAAAUAUGCUGUCUGCUGCUAGAUUGAUCGCCCCUGCAGCCAGGUCUGCUAUCUUCAGCAACACAGCUUUGGUGAGGCCACUAGCGGCGAUCCCCUGCCAAAAACAGAUGGUCCCUGCUGCACCUGCACAGUUGUCUGCUGUGCGCUCCUUCCAGACCACUUCUGUAACAAAGGACAUUGACUCUGCCGCUAAAUUCAUCGGCGCUGGUGCCGCCACAGUAGGAGUAGCUGGAUCUGGUGCGGGAAUUGGAACAGUGUUCGGCUCCCUUAUCAUCGGCUACGCCAGGAACCCCUCUCUCAAGCAACAGCUGUUCUCAUACGCCAUCCUGGGUUUCGCCCUGUCUGAGGCCAUGGGACUCUUCUGUCUUAUGAUGGCCUUCCUGCUGUUAUUCGCUUUCUAAGCUAGUUACUUUUAAGAACACUACUACUGCCAUCCGAAAUGAGGUUUCAGUGUAUACUAUCUGGAGUGGACGGCCAUGGAAUCAAAUGUGUGAAACCUUACCCUCAUAGUGGUGCGAGAACUAAUGUGUUAAGUGUUACACUUAUCAGUGCAUAUAAUCAGGAAUACAAUUUAUUUAAUUAUGUAGUAUAAAUAAAAUCUGCAAAUAAAAUGUUGUACGUGAACACUUUAUUGAUUAUUAUUCCUGAUUUAUAAUAUAAUGUAGACUGUUACUCCAAAUCAUGUUACGCAUAGAAGCACAGUAUAACGGUGUUGGAAGCCGCUGAUGAUAUGUUUUAAGCCAGUUAUUUGCACUUUGCGUGCGAGUAUUGUCAUCGACUUUAAACUUGUUAUGCCGUUCGGGAAUGUCGGCAUCUGUAUUGUACAUUUUUAGGGCGAUUAAAUGAUACCAACCAAUAUUGA
This is a messenger RNA of Pararge aegeria (speckled wood butterfly), 1028 nucleotides long. RefSeq names its product ATP synthase lipid-binding protein, mitochondrial (gene ATPsynC). The record is from RefSeq and is a predicted model, not a curated record. Lineage: Eukaryota; Metazoa; Arthropoda; Insecta; Lepidoptera; Nymphalidae. Gene Ontology annotation, molecular function: proton transmembrane transporter activity. Gene Ontology annotation, biological process: proton transmembrane transport; proton motive force-driven ATP synthesis. The transcript has 4 exons. Bases 172 to 567 code for a protein of 131 amino acids.